Molecule: messenger RNA, 1066 nt
Organism: Blepharisma stoltei
Lineage: Eukaryota; Ciliophora; Heterotrichea; Heterotrichida; Blepharismidae
Source: the annotation of a GenBank genome assembly
AUGAACAUCAUAUCUCCGCAGCCUGAGUAUGUUCGUUCACAGCAUAAAGACAUUGCAUUAAGAUUUAUAAGUUUAGCCUCCUUUGCGGAGUUGCCCAAACCCGAAGCUUUCCGCGGCAUCUUAACACACCGGUCCCACAGGCCGCUGGACCAACUGCUUUGCUGCACCAGGGUGUGACUCCACGCAAUGUUGCUGACUAAGACGGUCACAGCAUAAAGACACAGAAAUUAUGAGCUAUUUCAAAACAUCGAUGCUGGAGAUAGUUGAUGCUUGAUUCGGAUCGAGGAUUAACUUGAAAUAUGCAGCUGAAAUAUCAGUGCUUAUAGAAAUUUUAUAUUAUGCGUCUGGGCUGAUUUUUUCAAAUACAGAUGUGAAGCAGACAAUGGGGCAAGAGUAUGUGAGUAGCUCAAUAGCUGAUUUAGGGAAAGUUGCUAAAAUUAAAAGAGUAUUGGUAAGCACGAAUUACCCAAAAGCUGCACAAUUUUUCAGGCCUGGAUUGGUAAAGAUGUGCUUGUACAUUUUAGUAAAGACUGUUUUCCCAUAUGCAAUUAAGAAAUGAAGCAGGAGAAGUGAGGCAAAGUCAAGGAAUACUGAAAAUAAAUCGUGAUAUGACUGUCUGCCAAGUGCUGAAGAGAUUUGAGAUGAAAUUCUAUCAAAAGCACAUUUAGCUUUGUUUUUAUUGACUGGAGUAUAUGAUGAAAUUGCUAAAAGAAUCCUCAAUUUAGUUUUUGUAAAGACUAUUAGAGCGAGAAAUCCUUACUUCUUGUAUAAAAGAUUGGGAUAUCUCGUUUUAAUACAGAUUUUUAUAAGCACAUAUAAGCUUACAAAAAGAUUUUUGCUAAAAAUGAGAGCAAUGAAUGUCACAGAAGCCCAGCAGCUGGAAGAGAUAUAUGAUAGCAAGGAAUGCCCUUUGUGUAUGUCGCCGUUAAGAAAUCCUUCAGCAACUCCAUGCGGACACAUCUUUUGCUGGAGCUGCAUAAUGAGGGCUUCUCAAAUAAACCCGAUUUGCCCAAAUUGCAGGCAGCAAUGCUUACCCCAAUCAAUAUUGCAGCUGAGAAACCUUUAA